Diachasmimorpha longicaudata is the source of this 2237-nucleotide messenger RNA. RefSeq names its product heme transporter FLVCR2-like. Bases 978 to 2123 code for a protein of 381 amino acids. Lineage: Eukaryota; Metazoa; Arthropoda; Insecta; Hymenoptera; Braconidae. Gene Ontology annotation, molecular function: heme transmembrane transporter activity; heme binding. Gene Ontology annotation, biological process: transmembrane transport; heme export. The record is from RefSeq and is a predicted model, not a curated record. Gene Ontology annotation, cellular component: membrane. The transcript is spliced from 8 exons.
CCACUGGAAAACAAAUAUCCAACAACAUCCAUAUUGAUAAGUAUCACGUUCUCACGAUUCUCCACUAACAAUUACAGAUUCCCUCACAAAUAUGUAAAGUCUGCAUUGCGAUAUGCUAUAGUAUCGCGCCAGAGAUAACACCGAAUUCAACUGAAGCAAGAUUGGAUAUCGCCAUGCAGUGUCUAUGGUGUUAAUUUUCGAUCGGAGUUUUUUUACAGCGCGAUUCAGCAGAUUAUAAGCACUUUCCCCUGAGAGUUAGGAGUUUGGUUUUGAUAUAAUCCGACGCUAAGUGCAACGGAAAAAUUUUCCAAUGGCACAAGUUUUCGUCGGGCCCUGAAGGGAUUUAAACACUGAAAGUAAAUCAAUUUGUGGAAUAUUCUUCUGCAUUUGAAGAAUUUGUUAUUUCCGAUAAUUCAAUGACCAGCCGAGAAAUUGACGAGGAAACAGGGGCAAAUGCAUUGAUCGUUGAAUCCCGAGGUAUAAUUAUUUCACUGGAGAGCAAAAAGCCACCUGAGAGGAGAAACGGAUCGGAUAUCAAAAUCAGAGAGUCGAAAUGGAGGUUCAGAUUGUGGUGUACAUCUUCUACUGUGGUAUUAGUACAUACCAGUGGGUGGAGUAUUCCAUAGUCACAAAUAUUAUAGUGAGGUGAUUUGAUUUAUGGAGAGAGAAAAAUAGAAGAAAUCGCCAAACAAUCCAAAUCCCACAAUCGGGCACUGAUUUUUUUUCUGGAUAUAUUUUUUACUUUGUAUCGGGGGAAGGGAAAGCCGAAUGAAUAAUAAAUUCUUCUACUGGGUAUUGGUAAUUUUUGCAGAUCCAUUACAUUAUUAUAAAGUAUUGAAGAAGAUCAAAAAUUGGAAAACCUCAGGCAGUACUUUCCUUAAAUAAAUAAUCGUUCAUUUCAACAGUUCAUGAUUUCUGGGAAAAUUUUCCGGUAAAGGUACUACAAUGUGACAGUGGAGAAGGUGGAUUACACUGCGAUGGCAUACAUGCUCUUCCCUAUACCCUUAGUAAUUCCGGGCUCUCACCUAGCUGAAUGCAUAGGUUUGAGGUGGACCAACAUUGUUGGCAGCGGUCUAAUCUGCCUCGGUUCGUGCAUUAAAGUCUUCUCGGUGCAUCCCGAUCGAUUUCCAGUGACGCUCAUUGGUCAAUCGUUUUUAGCAAUUAGUCAGGUAGUAAUUCUGACUAUUCCCGGACGUCUUGGGGCACUGUGGUUUCCACUCAGACAGAUAUCCACGGCUACGUCGUUGGCUGUGUUUGGAGCACAACUUGGCAGCGCUUCCGGAUUUUUCUUCACCCCACUAUUUAUUAGGAAUCAUGAUAAUGUCGAGAAUAUUGGAGAAGAUCUCCUGCGGUUAUUUCGGAUCAUGGCUGGACUCUCCACUCUAGCAUUUCUGCUAGUUAUUAUACUAUUCAAAGACGAGCCAAAGUAUCCCCCGAGUGAAGCACGGCUUAUUCAGAAAAAUAAACGGGACGCGGCAGAAAUGGCAUUGAAGGCACCACUUAAGCGCCUAAUGAAGAAUCAAAGUUACAUAAUACUGUGUAAUUCAUACGGAUUAGGAAUUGGGGUGUUAAAUGCUCUCAGCACAAUGUUGAACCAAAUUGUGUUGGCCCACUUCGAGGAUGGUCAAGAAUUCGCUGGUAGAUUGGGACUCAGCAUUAUUGUUAUGGGAAUGUUUGGUUCUAUUGCAUUUGGUGUUAUUCUCGAUAAAACUUCAAAGUUCAAGGAGACCACGGUGACAGUUUAUUUUUUGACUUUGUGUGGAGAAAUAUUUUUUGCUUUUUCAAUGUGGUUGGAGAGUAUUCCCUUAGCCUACAUAGCAGCCUGUUUCCUGGGGUGCUUCAUCUCGGGUUAUUUGGCCCUGGGUUAUGAAAUGUGUGCCGAAUAUACCUACCCCGAGUCCGAGUCACUGACCACUGGAGUUUUAAACAUAGGAAAUAACUUAUACGGAAUAAUUCUGAUCAUAAUUAGCAACCGACUGAAGCAAUACCAUGGAGAUAUGGCUGUGCACAUUUGUCUGUGUUCAUCCCUUCUUGUCGGCUUCAUCAUGACAGUCUUCACCAAAGAUGAACAGAGACGUCAAAAUGCCAGAAGAAACAACCUCUAUACCACUGUGUCCCACUAAUGAUAGUGUAGCUCGGGCUGAGUGUACGAUAUAAUCCAUUCAAUUGUUCCGAAAAUUUGUCCCGUAUUAUUCAAUUUAAUUUAAUGCAAUUAUAUAACGUGGAAGAAAAUGCCA